Topomyia yanbarensis is the source of this 858-nucleotide messenger RNA. Its product is annotated as ATP synthase subunit C lysine N-methyltransferase. Gene Ontology annotation, molecular function: protein-lysine N-methyltransferase activity. Gene Ontology annotation, biological process: peptidyl-lysine trimethylation; positive regulation of proton-transporting ATP synthase activity, rotational mechanism; regulation of mitochondrial ATP synthesis coupled proton transport. Bases 45 to 656 code for a protein of 203 amino acids. The transcript is spliced from 3 exons. Gene Ontology annotation, cellular component: mitochondrion. The record is from RefSeq and is a predicted model, not a curated record. NCBI's taxonomy places the organism in Eukaryota, Metazoa, Arthropoda, Insecta, Diptera, Culicidae.
ACCAGUAUGUAUAACUGUCAAACUCAAGCCCGAUAACAAGUGAAAUGAACUCCUUAGCGGCACUGGAAUCUCCGGGUAGUAAAUCAAAUGUACCUAAAACUAGAUCGAUUUCUGGCAAAAUACUUAUUGCAUUGACAGGAGGUAUUGGAGUGGGUCUAUCAAUCGUAUGUUACCCGUUUGUUGCACCUGCUUUACGAAAACACUGCCUGCCAUACGUUCCGGCUACUACCAAGCAGAUCGAAAAUGUGUUGCUAUCGGUAAGAGCGGCUAGCGGCGGUAGUAAGCUGCUAGAUAUCGGUUCAGGCGAUGGACGAAUCGUAAUUGCAGCAGCUAAGGCACACAGAAUCGAAGCUCACGGAGUGGAAUUGAAUCCAUGGCUAAUCUGUUAUUCCCGACUAUCAGCAUUGCGAGGAGGUGUUUUUGAUAGGACUAAAUUUUUUAGAAGAGACCUCUGGAAGUUCAACAUAGCACAUUAUGACAACAUUGUAAUUUUCGGCGUCGAGCAGAUGAUGAGUGACCUCGAACAGAAGAUAACCGCGGAAGCACAGCCAGAUUCAACGAUUAUCGCGUGUAGGUUUCCAUUCCCAAGUUUACAACCCGUUCGCAUAAUUGAGAGUGGAAUAGACACCGUUUGGGUGUACAAGAAGUUAAAAUGAUGUUAAUUUGUUCAGACCAAAAUAUAAGAAACACUGCUUUAGUCAAGGCUGUCCAUUGUAUAUAAUCAACGAUUGUUGAUGCAAUAAAUAAAUGUUUAGUAAUAAUUUAUUUAUAUUACUGUAUAGAUUCAAAUGACUUAAAAGCACUAGUGGAGCAUAAGUAUAUUUACCGCUAAAAAUGACUAAAGUCGUCACCACUUGA